CAGUAACGUAGAAGUCUUUUCUUUCGCAUGCACUUCUGUAUCCCGAAGUAUGACAUAAUAAAAUCUCUCACUUUCGUUUACCUACAACUUUUAUAAAUCCACACCAAAGAGUUCCACACGUCCAGGAAGUGGAGAUAAUUUCAUCAGCAGUGGGACAGGGGGUUCUGGAAGAACCCGCAUGGUGGCUAGACUGGCUUGAUUCGUUUGGAAGAAGCAAGAGUCUCUGUUAAGAAUAACGACUAAAAAAUUGGAGUGUCAAAAUGACCAGACGAAAACCUGGAAAACGAUGGAGAAGGACUGGUAAUGAAGAAGACCCAAAUAAACGACCAAGAAGGAUUGCACAAUUGUCAUCCCUACCUGAAGCCACCAAUGUUCAUGUGGAGACUGAUCAGCAAUAUUUAGGAUGUAGCACCUGGGGAACACGGCAGGAGGUUGGGGUGCCUCCUGGAGGAGCCCAGAACGAACAAGUCCAACCUCCGGUUGUACAUGCAGGAUCUACCCCACUCACUCUGGAACAUCAAACCUCUCACCACCUGCCAGCACAAGGGAGCAUGGCACAAGAGAGUAUUUCAACUGUUUACUCUUUUGAAGACUAUGAAGAAUCAUCUUCCAGAUCAGCCUUCAGAGAUCCCCCUGAUGGCCUAACAACUGAACUACAAGGCAGUGUUGAGUAUGAUCCAUCUCAAUCAUUUGAGGAAGCUCUCCCUGAUGUGGGGGUUUGGACGUAUGAUGAUGGACAUAUGUUCAGAGAGGGAUUUGAAGAGGAUUUGAGUGAGGAGUGUGCAGAAGAGUCAAAUUUCAAGGACACAACAGACAAGCCAUUAUAUGACAAUGCAUCAAUAACUGUGUCAGAGUGCCUUUUGAUCAUCAUGGCUUAUGUAAACUGUCAUAAAGUAACUGAUAAGGCCCUUAGUGAUUUGCUUAAAAUGCUCAAGUUGCUUUGUCCCGACAGUCUGAACACAAACUGCUUAAACAGUAUACAGAAGUUCAAAGACUUCUUUUUCUCCCGUUCUGCAUCAUCCCCUAUUGUAUUGCAUAAAUAUUGCAGUAAUUGUUUUGGGUCAUUAGAAAGUGCACAAUUGGAAUGUCUGUCUUGUGGAGCUACUAUGUCAGAAGAAAAAUCCUCAUCCUUCAUAGAGAUUCCAAUUGAGGCUCAAAUAAGAUCAUUGUUUCUCAAGCCAGGUUUUCAGGAGAAGCUUAACUUUAGAUUUAGCAGGAAGAAAACGGAUCCCAACAAUGUUGAAGAUAUAUAUGAUGCAGAAGUUUACAAACAGCUAGAUGGGGGUGGUCCUCUUAGUGACCCUAAAAACAUCUCACUUACUUGGAACACAGAUGGGGUACCUAUUUUUAAAUCGUCAAAGUUUUCAGUGUGGCCCUUUUAUUGUGUCAUUAAUGAAUUGAACGUCAUGGAACGCACAAAAAGAGAGAAUAUGAUAUUUGCUGGACUUUGGUAUGGGGAUGCAAAACCAUCCAUGGUUACAUUUCUUAGACCACUAAGUGACACACUGAGUAAACUAGCAGACAACGGAAUUCUUGUGCAACCUGCAGGGUUGACAUCUGAACCUUUUCUGUGUAAAGUGCUCACCAUUGCUGGAACAUGUGACUUGCCUGCUAAGGCAUUAGUCCUUAAUUCAGUGCAAUACAAUGGUAAAUUUGGAUGUCAUAAAUGUGAGCAGCCAGGAGAGACUGUGAGGACGGGGGAAAGGGGACAUGUCCAUGCAUUUCCAUACCAACAUGGGGAUCCAAAAGGGCCACUGCGCACAAAUGAAAAGUUUGCUUUUGAUAUGAAAAUCGCAAAUGAGACCAAAACCACUGUUAAAGGGGUUAAGGGUCCCUGUUGGCUUAGCAAACUUAAGGGUUAUAACCUUAUCAAAGGCACUGGCAUAGAUUACAUGCACUCAGUCCUUCUUGGAGUAAUGCGUCUUUUGAUGGUUAUGUGGUUUUCUACAGAGUUUUCUCGUCAGCCCUUCAGCAUGGCAAAAAAUGCCAAAGAAAUUGACAGGCGAUUUCAGGGUAUCUCUCCUCCAUCCUCAAUUAGAUAUCCUCGAUCAGUGGCAUCGCACAGAAUGUUUUUUAAAGCAUCAGAAUAUCGGGAUCUUUUGAUCUUUUAUGGACCUGUUGUUUUCCGUGGAAUUCUUGCAACACUGUACUACAAUCACUUCCUUCUACUAAGUGAAGCUAUUUUCAUUUUAUUGAUGGAAUCCAUAUCAUUUGAACAGAUUGAUCAUGCAGAGAAACUACUGUGGAACUUUUGUUCUCAAAUGGCUGAUCUCUAUGGUGUGCGGUACCAAACAGCAAAUGUACACCUUCUCGUGCACCUAGCAGACAGUGUCAGGGCCCUUGGUCCAUUAUGGACUCAUUCUUGUUUCCAUUUUGAAGACAAGAAUGGAUAUUUGUUAAGGCUGAUACAUGGCACUCAAAAUAUACCAAUGCAGAUGGUCCAUGCAGUCAAACUUGUGCAGUCUAUUCCUGUUAUUUCACAAACCAUAAAGCCAGGGAAUGCCAUAGCAUAGUAUAUGGAGCAUCUAGUGUACUUCAACUGGACACAGUUCACAUCUCUUCAUUGGAAAGACAGACUGGUCACUGUAUCAAUUCUAAAACGGUAAAGGUCUUUCACAGGGCACAAGUUAAGAGAAAUUAUCUCACAUCAAAACACUAUGGCAAAGGCAAUAGAAGAAACAAUUUUACAGUUGUUUUUUCUGGUGAAGGUCAAACUAAGUAUGGACAGAUUGAGUUCUUCUUCACCUCAGAACAUUCAUGUGCCAAAUGGGCCCUCUUUCAUGAAUUCAAAUGUGCAGGUUUUUCCUUGCUGCAAGAUGAUGUAACAAAUGGUACAUGCAGUCAUGUUGUUCCCCUAUUGGAAACCUCUGCCAAUACAGUAGUUUCCUUGGAUCAUAUAUUGGGUAAAGUUGUUUUCCUUGACUUGGCAUCUAUGCCUGGCAUUGUGUUCGCAGCUCAUUUUCCAAAUACGCUUGAAAAGUUUUAACCCAUUAAGACCUGAACUAGUCUAAGAACCCACAAAUCGAUUUAUCAUUGGAAUAACAUGCUCCCAUCUGACCGCUUGCCGUGAAUGCUUUGUAGAAGUACAAGGCAUCUUUAGAAUUUAUCGUAAACCUAUAUUUGAUGCAACAAAGGGCCUGUAUAGUGUAUGGUGGCAAGAUGAACUGCCUUUACUGUAUUUUCAGGGUGAAUCACUUGAUUAUUUAAAAAGUGUGCACUAUUAUUUUAAGAGUGUAUUAUUAUGUCUAAGACUCUUUUGACGCUCCAUACACAAUAGAGCUUUGCUAUUAAUUCUGUUAAAAUGUUGACAUCUUGACAGUUUACACAUUAUAAAAAGUAUCCAAAAGGUGUUGUUUGAAGUCAAAAGUGUAAUUAAUGAAUUAUAUGA
Molecule: messenger RNA, 3388 nt
Organism: Alosa sapidissima (American shad)
Lineage: Eukaryota; Metazoa; Chordata; Actinopteri; Clupeiformes; Clupeidae
Exons: 5
Coding region: 261-2513 (750 amino acids)
Source: RefSeq, a predicted model, not a curated record